UGACAGCAAGCCCAGAGGCGGUCAGUUUGUCUUUGCUAUGCCGGGGAGAAGGUGGCUCGCGGUCGUCGCGCUCGCCUUCGUCAUGGGCGCCGUGGCCGGCAAGGUCGGCACCCGAUACCAGCCGACCUGGGAGAGCCUGGACACGCGGCCCUUGCCCCAGUGGUAUGAUGACGCUAAAGUGGGAGUUUUUAUCCACUGGGGCGUGUACUCCGUGCCGAGCUUCGGAAACGAGUGGUUCUGGUACGACUGGAUAACAGAAAAGAAGGACAAAUACGUCAAGUUCAUGAAGAGCAACUAUCCGCCGAACUUCAGCUACCAGGACUUCGCGAAGGACUUCACGGCGGAGCUGUUCGACGCAAAGCAAUGGGCUAAGAUCCUGAAUAAAUCAGGAGCCAAGUACGUCGUUCUGACCAGUAAACACCACGAGGGCUUCACACUUUGGCCCUCAAAAUAUUCGUACAGCUGGAAUGCAAAAGAUGUCGGAGCGCACAGGGACUUGGUGGGAGAACUGGCAGCAGCUUUGCGGUCGAACACAAACAUUACCUUCGGACUGUAUCACUCCCUCUACGAAUGGUUUCACCCCCUCUGGCUGGCAGACAAGAAAAAUAACUUCACCACCCAAAACUUCGUCAACAACAAGAUUAUCCCUGAGAUGAAAGAGCUGGUGAACACCUACCGUCCCGACGUGCUAUGGUCUGACGGUGACUGGGAAGCGGACUCGAAGUACUGGCGCUCCUGUGACUUCCUGGCGUGGCUGUACUCGGACUCCCCCGUCAAGAACACCGUCGUCACCAACGAUAGGUGGGGUCGGGACGCUCAGUGCAAGCACGGCGAUUUCCUCAAUUGCCAGGAUCGGUACUUGCCUGAUGUGCCCCCUGCGAAGAAGUGGGAGAACGCAAUGACCGUGGACCGCGAGUCUUGGGGCUACCGACGCGAGGCGUCGCUGCAGGACUACCUUGGCCUGUCGGACCUGCUCCGACUGCUGGCCAAGACCGUGAGUCUGGGCGGGAAUCUCGUAGUCAACGUAGGGCCGACCAAGGAGGGCACCAUCGCACCCCUGCUCGAGGAGAGGCUCCUUCAGCUUGGCGACUGGCUGGCCGUCAACGGCGAGGCGGUCUAUCGCACUAAACCCUGGACAUCAGCCAACGACACGCUCAACCCAACAGUGUAUUAUACUCAGAGUGCAGACUCAAAGACUCUCUACGCACUGGUUAUGGAUUGGCCAAAGGAAAAUAUUCUUCGGCUUGGAUCUCCUCGUCUCAAAAAUCCAAACAUCACAUUGCUUGGCUAUGGAGCACUAGAGGUUUCAGUCCACAAAGAAGUAGAAAUUAAAUUUCCAAAGGAUGGUGAGACCAGGUGCAAUCAAGGAUGGGCUUUACGUAUUUCAGGUUUAUUGCCUUAAUUUCUAUUUAAACAAAUAAAAGUUCUCAGGAGGUCACAGUGCAAA
Molecule: messenger RNA, 1447 nt
Organism: Frankliniella occidentalis (western flower thrips)
Lineage: Eukaryota; Metazoa; Arthropoda; Insecta; Thysanoptera; Thripidae
Gene: Fuca
Product: alpha-L-fucosidase
Exons: 9
Coding region: 38-1402 (454 amino acids)
Biological process (GO): fucose metabolic process; glycoside catabolic process
Cellular component (GO): lysosome
Molecular function (GO): alpha-L-fucosidase activity
Source: RefSeq, a predicted model, not a curated record